AUGACAAAGUUUGCUGGGAAUUACGUGGCUAGCAUGUACGGGAAAAUAUUGGAGGAGCUCACGUAUUCUCUUAACUUUACCUUGAAGAUCGUCUCGCAAAUGAGCGAGCACGGUAUGUGGGAUGAACAGAAUCAGACGUGGUCCGGAGUGAUGGGCGAGCUUGUAUCGGGUCGUGCGGAUUUCGGUAUCGCCGAUAUGUCGAUGACGAGCUUUCGGGUACGCUAUGUCGAUUUCACGCUGCCCUUGAUCAUAUCCAGAAACGCUCUGUAUUUCAAGGAACCGGGGAUAUGUGGCGUCAAGUGGCUCGGCUAUUUUCAGACAUUCAAUUCGUGCACGUGGGCUACGAUUGUCACGCUGAUAGCGAUCGCGCCGCUUCUCCUAUCCUACAUGAAAACAAUCCGUGAAUCUGGAAGCAUGAUGGAACUGAUCUCUGAGAAUUUUAUCUGCAUUUGGGGUAUCUUCUGCCAGCAGGCGCUUAAAGAGUUUCCGAGAAGAACGUCGCUGCGCAUCGCGUACUUGACGAUAUUUUUGACAGCGGUGUUGGUAGCGGCUCACUAUUCGGCGGCGUUAGUCUGCUUCCUAACGGCGUGCACUCGCGUUCUGCCCUUUCAGACGAUAGAAGAAUUCGUCGACGCGGGCACUUAUAAAUUAAUCGUUCUACGCGGCAGUGCCGACUACGACUUAGUCGCCGUAUGCAAUGAGAGAAGGGUUGCUUAUAUGCUGCUAAGCGCUGAGAAGAAAACCGUAGAAAUGAGGAUACCCUGUAAACUGUCGUCCAUCAAUACCGAACGGAUAGGCAACUUAGGAAUGGUCCUGUCCAAGAACAACCCAUACACAGGCGUGAUAAAUUAUCAUUUGCAGAAAUUUUCGGACAACGGUAUGAUGACGCGUUUGAAGGAUACGAGAUUUUUGCCGCAAUCGGCCGAAGACAAGACUUUCGUGCCGGUGCGCUUGGUUAACGUCGCCCCAGUUUUGGCGUUUCUCUGCGGAGAUUUGAACACGACGACAUUGGUGUACACGUGGUCGCGCGAAUUCUCACGACACCGAGUCAUGACCGUGACCAUAACUUUCUCGGACCUGAGGAGUGAGUACAACGAGUACUGGAAGAACGUCACACAGCCGUUGUUUGUCGUUCUCCUCGACACCGAGGAUACCAUGGGCGAGUUCGCCGAGACCACGAGGAGCAUAAAGCCCAUCUCUUUUCCCAUUUGGCUCGUUAUGUUUCUUCAGCGUCCUGGGAAUCCUCUCGAGGAGCGCUGCAGACAUCCUACCGAAAACGUAUUCAACGUGGACUUCAGCACCCAGAUGCUGGUUCUCUGCUACGCUCGCCCGAUUCUAGUCGAGUGGUACGCCAUUCGCGAUAAUCGCACCAGAACGUUCGACCUGGCCUUGUGGUCCCCCGAUAGAGGUUUACUUUUAAGGACGCGAAAGUCCCUCUACGCUAGAAGGAGCGACAUGUUCGGCGAAGUUGUACGCGUUACGUCCGUGAUCAACUCGCCGCUGAUCUCGCACGAGAACGGUACGGUCGGCGGGUUUUUCGGUCUGUUGCUGAUAGAGCUCAGCAAAGUGAUGAACUUCACGGUGGAGAUUCUGGAUCCGGUAGAGGGAUUCGGUACCUGGAGCAAAGAGAAGAAGGUGUGGACAGGUGCGAUCGGCCAGUUGGUGGCCAACGAAGCUGAUAUCGGCAUCUCCGCAUUCACGAUGAUGAGUCACAGACAAGACGUUAUCGACUAUACGAUACCAUUGAUACGCUCGCGAUACCGCCUUUAUUUUAAGGAGCCUAACACAGCCUUGGUGGAAUGGUCUUUAUACUUAAAAGCAUUCAGCUCUGGAACUUGGAUAACAUUAUUAAUGACAAUAAUAACCGCUUCUAUUCUGUUGACUAUCAUGAAGACAAAAGGAUACCUUUCGAUGAACCUAAUGGUCGAGAACUAUAUUAAGGUUUGGGGUAUUUAUUGCCAGCAGGGUUUGCCAGUAAUUCUGGCCAUCUAUUCCGCCUCGUUGAUCAGCUUCCUAGCGCUCUGUACGCCCAAACUGCCUUUUUCCACUUUGGAGGGUUACGUUAAGGAUGGCUCUUACAAAUUAAUUGUGUUGCGAAAUAGCGCCGAGUAUGACGUUCCUACUCACGUCAAGGAUCCCGUUUUCCUGCAAAUGUACGAAUUGUUAGAAGAAAAGUAUUUGCCGCUGUCAACGACGGAGGGAUUCAAGAAACUCUGCGAGAGAAACAAGUUAGCGUUUUACACGACGGAGAUAUUUAAAGAGGCUAUUAACAUUUAUAUACGGUGUAGAAUCGUAUAUAUUGAGACCGGAAGAAUCGACAAUUUGGCGAUAAUUCUAACGAAAGGAAAUCCUUACACUGGCUUCAUGAAUUACCACUUGCGGAAAUUGCAGCUUAAUGGCGUUAUACAUAAAUUAAAGAACAAGUAUCACAUACGAAGGAAUCAUCCGAGUGGGGUACAUUACGGUUUGGUCGAAUUAAGCGAUGUAAUGCCAACUUUGGUGAUGGUGGCGGCCAGUAUGGUCCUGGCACUUUUUAUCUUGAUAAUCGAGAAAAUGUAUUAUUCGUUUAAAACUCGAUGCUCUAAGAACAACAAAUUGUCCAUUAAAAAAUUGAGUUAUAAUCUCGGCGUAAGGAAUAAGUUGCGAAAGGGAAACGAGAGAAAUUUAAACCUUCAAGAAUUUUAUAAUACGAGACCGAUCGGAUAUUGGCCAUAA
Molecule: messenger RNA, 2715 nt
Organism: Temnothorax curvispinosus
Lineage: Eukaryota; Metazoa; Arthropoda; Insecta; Hymenoptera; Formicidae
Exons: 12
Coding region: 1-2715 (904 amino acids)
Cellular component (GO): membrane
Molecular function (GO): glutamate-gated receptor activity
Source: RefSeq, a predicted model, not a curated record